AUGGGGGACAAGUUCGAGCUGCUCAAGACGGCCAAACGGAGCGCUCAGCGUCAGAAGGCGAGAGAGGGGAAAGCGCGGCUGCGGGUCAUCUUCCUGGAUGACAGCGAGCGGGUUUUUGAGGUCGAGCAAAAGAUCCUGGGCUGUGAUUUCUUCAAUAAGGUCUGUGGUCACCUAAAGCUCUUGGAGAAAGAAUACUUUGGCCUGGAAUUCCGUCACCACAACGGCAGCUAUGUGUGGCUGGAACUUCUGAAGCCACUGGCUAAACAGAUCAAGAACACCAGUGAUCCGGCAUUCCGUUUUAUUGUGAAGUUCUUCCCACCGGACCCAGGCCAGUUGCAGAAAAGCUUGACCAGGUAUCUAUUUGCCCUUCAGAUAAAACAGGAUUUAUCUAAUGGGAGCCUCACAUGUAAUGACAAUAGUGCUGCACUGCUGGUCUCUCAUAUAUUGCAAGCAGAAAUUGGGGAUUAUGAUGAAGAAUUGGAUGCUCAUCACUUAGAGAACAAGCAAUAUGUGCCAAACCAGGAGUACCUGGACCAUAAGAUCAUUCGCUUUCAUAAGAAACACAGAGGUCACACUCCUGCCCAGUCGGAUGUGCAUUUGCUGGAAGUUGCGCGGAAGCUGGACAUGUAUGGCAUUCGACCACAUCCUGCCCACGACGGGGAAGGCAUGAGGAUCAAUCUGGCUGUCACUCACAUGGGUGUACUUGUGUUUCAGGGUAACACAAAGAUCAAUACCUUCAGCUGGGCCAAGAUCCGCAAGCUGAGCUUCAAGAGGAGACACUUCCUUAUCAAACUUCACACUGAGGCUGGGCCUUCACGGAGGGACAUGGUUGAGUUCACCAUGGCGAGUAGAGACGUUUGCAAAACCUUCUGGAAGAUGUGUGUGGAAUACCAUGCUUUCUUCCGUCUGGCUGAAGAGCCCAAGCCACAUCAAAAGUCCCUCCUCUCCAGCAAGGGAUCCAGCUUCAGAUACAGUGGCAGGACACAGAAGCAGCUCCUAGAAUGUGUAGGAACUGGAGAUCACAAACACUUACCGUUUGAGAGACCACACUGCAAAUCUGACCACAAAUCUAGGCAAUGCAAAUCAUCCCCUGACUUACUCACCGACGUUUCCAAACAGCUCUAUGAGCAGGCCUAUCCAUUUCCCCACUUUGCUGUUUCUGAGCACCACAUGGAUGUGUUUUCUGAUGAGCUUGAGAGAUCACGGCCCUUGUCAAGAAACCCUGCCUUCUCAAGCAAGUCUGCAUCUCCGAAGCUGCGUUCAUUGUCCACUUCGGGAGUGGAGCGUCGAGGCAGGGGGUCCCAAAGACCGCGGGCAAAGAGACGCCAGUCCCCCAGCGCUCAGCACCUGGUCCUCCUGUAUCCCAACAGCCCCCAUCUGCAAUUCCACCCAGUCCUGCCAACAUUUCCUCUUCCAGCUUACCCAUACCUGCUUCAAGACCACACUUCUUCUUCUCUGGACCGCCUAACACAAGCUCAUCAGAGCCUCACUCCUCUGAAGCAUUUGUCCAGGCAGACAGGCCACUCUUCUUCACCUGCUUCUUCUCUUUCACCACCACGACGGCAGCAUCAUCUAGAGAGGCUCCGUCUUUCUGGACUGGGAUUGGCCGGAUCAAGGCCAUACCCCCUAUCAGGAGGAGAUGAGGGGGUGGGCUUGAACAGAAGGCUCAACACGGGAAGGACGGAAGCAGGGCACUACAGUGAUGACUCCACCUUUCAAACUGGAUUACCUCGUCGAGCCUCAAGCCAACCAAACGUGAAAUUCCAGAGACCUACACUUGCUUCCUCUGCUGCGGCCCAUGCUUCAGAGUUCCGGCCUCUGGGGUAUUAUCCUCAUCUUUCACGUCACCAGGUUCCUUCUAGACCCACCUACCUCCCUCUAAGCACCACCCCCUUGCCAGAAAGGCCCACCUCUUUGUGUGUACUUGGCACAGGGAAUUACAGCGAUUCAGACUCUGACCCCUUCUAUCCCUAUUACUGCCCUGCUCUGGGCAAAGUGGUACAUUCCGGCCCACUAGCACGCAUGCGCUUCUCUUCUGGAAGCCUGCAACUAGAUGAGGAAGAAGGGGAGGAGGACGAAGAUGUGGACAAUCAGAGUGAGGGGGAGAACAGUGCCCUCACUUCUGUCAAGGUAAUGAAACUGUAGCUCUACUCGUUAGGGCAACUUACUUUCACAACUUGCACAUAGUUAUUGAACUAUAGUCAGAGUAAGAUAAUAUUCUGAUAAUAUUUUCUUGGGCAAUAGUCAAUAGGCCUAGCCUGUUCUCAACAAAUCCAGUCACCAUGAUUUCUAAAAUGUCUGGAAUCGUAUAAUUUCAGUAUCAUUUUCUGCUUGUAUGUACAAACCAUGUGUAAAAGAUUAUGUCAGCAAUUUCUGCCUCAUCUUAUGUUUCUAGUUAUUUGUUUUGC
Molecule: messenger RNA, 2408 nt
Organism: Colossoma macropomum (tambaqui)
Lineage: Eukaryota; Metazoa; Chordata; Actinopteri; Characiformes; Serrasalmidae
Product: FERM domain-containing protein 7
Exons: 12
Coding region: 1-2145 (714 amino acids)
Cellular component (GO): cytoskeleton
Molecular function (GO): guanyl-nucleotide exchange factor activity; cytoskeletal protein binding
Source: RefSeq, a predicted model, not a curated record